AUGGAAGAGUCAACUGAGAGAAGAGAAAGACUAAAAGUUAUGCGAAUGGAAGCUUCACAGGAGGAUGCAACUUAUAAUAAUGACCAUUCAGCUGUUAGUCUCUCAAACCCGUUACUUGAAUCCACAACUAACUCUGAAACUAAGGCGCAGACAACUUCUCAAAGCUUUAACUAUUACACCAACCCAUUGGCUGCGUAUUAUGGGAACAAGCACAGGAGCCAGGUCAGUCCUCAGCUAUCACAGAAUUUUUCAUCCACUCAUCCACGUUUGCAGACCAAUGAAACGUUUCCCUCACCUUUCCUUCAACCCCAUAUAAACCACUCGCCAAAUGCACAAAUGCAACAGCCACAGGGAUCCUAUGCAAGUUCUAAUCAUGCUUAUUCAUCUAACCCACCACAAAGUAGCUCUUUAACCAACCCGAGUUGGAGGAGCAAUAGUCCUCACCCUAGAGGUUACUCUGCCCCACAAGGUGUCGGUUUUCCUAGCCCGCAAACCCACUUCACCAGUGGUUCAGGACAAGGCAGCUACCCUAGUCUUGGCUCUAGUCUGUAUUUCACCAACAGCCCUGGACCCAACUUCAAGAAUAGUUCCCAUUUUGCCAACAGCCCAGGUCAUGGUCCAGGACGCGGCUACCUUAGUCCUGGACCCAACUUCAGGAAUAGCCCCAACCAUGGCUCGGGUCAAGGAGGGUACCCUAGCUCAGGUCCAAGUUCCGGGAGAGGGAGAGGCGGUGGGCCUGGAUAG
Helianthus annuus (common sunflower) is the source of this 744-nucleotide messenger RNA. Its product is annotated as protein SICKLE-like. Bases 1 to 744 code for a protein of 247 amino acids. The transcript is spliced from 2 exons. The record is from RefSeq and is a predicted model, not a curated record. Gene Ontology annotation, biological process: miRNA processing; mRNA splicing, via spliceosome. Lineage: Eukaryota; Viridiplantae; Streptophyta; Magnoliopsida; Asterales; Asteraceae.